AUGGCCCUGCGGAUCCCCAUCUGGGCUCCCCUGCUCGUCAUGGGGCUGCUGACCACAGGCCUGGCCCAAUUGGAGAUCCCUGCUUCACCCUCCCGAGGCUUCUGGGCUCUACCUGAAAACAUGACGGUGGUGGAGGGGGCCGCUGCCGAGCUGCAGUGUGGGGUCAGUGCCCCUGGCAGCGCGGUGCAAUGGGCCAAAGACGGACUACUCCUAGGCCCUGAUCCUAGGAUCCCCGGCUUUCCGCGGUACCACCUGGAAGGGGACCCUACUAGAGGUGAAUUCCACCUGCAUAUUGAAGCAUGUGACCUCAGUGACGACGCAGAGUACGAGUGCCAGGUCGGCCGCUCAGAGACAGACCCUGAGCUCAUAUCUCCCAGAGUGAUCCUCUCUGUCCUGGUGCCCCCCAAGGUGCUUCAGCUGACUCCAGAGGCAGGGAGCACAGUCACGUGGGUAGCUGGGCAGGAAUACGAGAUCAGCUGUGUGUCUGGGGAUGCAAAGCCAGCACCUGAUAUCACGUUCCUCCAGAGUGGACGAGUAAUUUCUGACAUCUCUGCUAAUGUGAAUGAGGGGUCCCAGGAGAAACUCUUCACCACAGAGGCCACAGCCAGGGUAACACCCCAGAGCUCGGACAAUGGGCAGUUGCUGGUCUGUGAGGGGUCCAGCCCCGCUUUGGAUACCCCUAUCAAGGUUUCAAUCACCAUGAACAUUCUGUUCCCCCCAGGAGCCCCAGUGAUUGAGUGGCCAGGCCUGGAGGAGGGACAUGUGCGGGCAGGACAGAGCUUGGAGCUCCUGUGCAUGGCCCGAGGAGGGAAUCCGCUAGCCACACUGCAGUGGCUAAAGAAUGGCCAGCCCAUGUCCACAGCGUGGGGCACAGAGCAUGCUCAGGCAGUGGCCCGCAGUAUGCUAGUGAUGAUCGUGCGGCCAGAAGACCAUGGGGCGAGGCUCAGCUGUGAGGCCCACAACAGUGUAUCGGAAGGGGUCCAGGAACGUGGGGUCACUCUGCAAGUCACCUUUCCCCCCAGUGCCGUUACCAUCCUGGGAUCUGCAUCCCAGUCUGAGAACAAGAAUGUGACUCUCUCGUGUAUCACCAAGUCCAGUCGCCCCCGGGUCCUGCUGAGAUGGUGGUUGGGCUGGCGGCAGCUACUGCCCACAGAGGAGACUGUCGUGGAUGGUCUUCAUGGUGGCCACAUCUCCAUGUCCAACGUGACGUUCCUGGUGCGCCGGGAGGACAAUGGUCUGACUCUCACCUGUGAGGCUUUUAGUGAGGCCUUCACCAAGGAGACCUUCAAAAAGUCGCUCACCCUGAACGUGAAAUAUCCGGCCCAGAAGCUAUGGAUUGAGGGGCCCCCAGCAGGACAGCGCCUUCGAGCUGGGACCCGGGUGAGGCUGGUGUGUUUGGCCAUUGGAGGCAACCCAGACCCCUCCCUCACCUGGUACAAGGACUCGCGCACGGUGACAGAACCACGGCAGCCCCAAGAGCCGCGGCGGGUGCAGCUAGGAAGUCUGGAGAAGUCGGGGAGCACCUUCUCCCGUGAGCUGGUGCUGGUCACGGGUCCUUCUGACAACCAGGCCAAGUUCACGUGCAAGGCGGGCCAGCUCAGCGCGUCCACGCAACUGGUGGUGCAGUUCCCCCCGACUAACGUGACGAUCCUGGCUAACGCGUCAGCGCUGCGCCCCGGGGAUGCCUUAAACUUGACGUGCGUCAGCGUUAGCAGCAACCCCCCGGUUAACUUGUCCUGGGACAAGGAAGGAGAGAGGCUGGAAGACGUGGCCGCACGGCCCCGGAGUGCGCCAUUCAAAGGCUCUGCGGCUGCCAGGAGCGUCCUUCUGAGAAUGUCAUCCCGAGACCACGGCCACCGCGUGACCUGCCGCGCCCACAGCACUGAGCUACAGGAAACCGUGAGCGCCUUCUACCGCCUCAACGUGCUGUACCCUCCAGAGUUCCUGGGGGAGCAGGUGCUUGUGGUGACUGCGGUGGAACAGGGCGAAGCACUACUGCCCGUGUUGGUAUCUGCCAACCCGGCCCCGGAGGCCUUCAACUGGACCUUCCGGGGCUACCGCCUCAGCCCAGCUGGCGGCCCCAGGCAUCGCAUCCUGUCUGGUGGAGCUCUGAAGCUGUGGAAUGUGACCCGUGCUGACGAUGGCCUCUAUCAGCUGCACUGCCAGAACUCGGAGGGCACCGCUGAAGCUCUAGUGCGGCUGGAUGUACACUACGCUCCCAUCAUCCGAGCUCUCCAAGAUCCCACUGAGGUGAAUAUCGGGGGUUCUGUGGACAUAGUCUGCACGGUUGAUGCCAAUCCCAUCCUUCCGGAGAUGUUCAGCUGGGAGAGACUGGGAGAAGAGGAGGAAGACCAGAGCCUGGAUGACAUGGAGACGAUGUCAAAGGGGUCCACAGGGCGCCUUCGGAUUCACGAUGCCAAGCUGGCUCAGGCUGGUGCUUAUCAGUGCAUCGUGGACAAUGGGGUGUCACCUCCAGCCCGAGGGCUGGUCCGUCUUGUCGUCAGAUUUGCUCCCAAGGUGGAACAUCCCACUCCCCUCAGUAAGGUGGCUGCAGCUGGAGACAGCACCAGUUCUGCCACUCUCCAUUGUCGUGCCCGAGGUGUCCCCAACAUUGUCUUCACUUGGUCUAAAAACGGGGUCCCUCUGGAUCUCCAGGAUCCUAGGUACACGGAGCACACAUACCACCAGGGCGGAGUCCACAGCAGUCUCUUGACGAUUGCCAAUGUGUCCGCAGCCCACGAUUACGCCCUCUUCACUUGCACAGCCACCAACGCCCUUGGCUCGGACCGCACCAACAUUCAACUCGUCAGCAUCAGCCGCCCUGAUCCUCCAUCGGGAUUAAAGGUCAUGAGCGUGACCCCACAUUCAGUGGGGCUGGAGUGGAAGCCUGGUUUUGAUGGGGGCUUGCCACAGAAGUUCCAAAUCAGGUAUGAAGCUCUGGGGACCCCAGGGUUCCAUUACAUAGAUGUCCUACCGUCCCAGGCCACCACCUUCACACUGACUGGGCUGCAGCCUUCUACUCGAUACAAGGUCUGGCUACUGGCCAGCAAUGCCCUGGGGGACAGCGGACUAGCUGACAAAGGAUCCCAGAUCUCUUUCACCACGCCAGGUCUAGACCAGCCUACUGGAGAACCUGACUCCCAGUUGCCCACAGAGCAGCCUGAAGGCUCCUCAGAGCUGCCCCUGCUACCCAUGCUGUUUGCUGUUGGUGGUCUUCUGCUGCUUUCUAAUGCCGCCUGUGUUGGAGCAUUCCUCUGGCAGAGGAGACUGAGACGUCUUGCUGAGGGCAUCUCAGAGAAGACAGAGGCAGGGUCGGAGGAGGACCAAAUCAGGAAUGAAUAUGAGGAGAGCCACUGGUCUGGAGACCGGGACACUCGAAGCUCCACGGUUAGCACAACAGAUGUAGAGCCAUAUUAUCACUCUAUGAAGGAGUUCAGCCCCCAGCUGCCACCAAUGCUGGAGGAGGUGUCUUACCCCCGAGGUUUCACAGGUCUUGAAGAGGAGGAUAUGGCCUUUCCUGGACACCUAUAUGAUGAAGUGGAAAGACUGUACUCCCCGUCCGGAACCUGGGGACCCCUCUAUGAUGAAGUACCAAUGGGCCCUCGUGACCUCCACUGGCCUGAGGACAAGUAUGAGGAUUCAAGAGGAAUCUAUGAUCAAGUGGCAGGAGAUCUGGACCCUACGGAACCUGAUUCUCUACCCUUUGAGCUGAGGGGACAUCUGGUGUGAGAGGCUUCUCAACAACCUUUUCAUACACUGCAGGACAUAAUAUUCCAGUAGUCCUUUUCAUUCCAGCCUGGGCUGAGCUUGAUAAGUGAGCCCCAUAAAACACAAAGGGACUGGACUUUUUCAGGAGAGGGCAUGGAGGAGUGUGUAUAAAUUACAAAAGAUGAUUCAAGCUAGUAUCACAGUAUAAACAAGGCACCUCCUGGGGUUAGCUUUAAAAACUAAACUUCUUCAAAGGGACACAGUGAGUUGUAAAAGACAAUAAUGAAAAGUUAUUCUGAAGGUUUUUAUACUUUUUAAAGUAAUACUUUCAGAAGUGGGGAAAGACAUAUUAAAAGCUCAGUUCAUUUUGAGUUGAACUACAUCUGAAAUAGCUAAUAAUAAGUAGAAUUUGUGAACUAUUGUUAUGUCCUACUUUUUUAUUAUUUCCCACAGUUUCUAAAGCAUGAUGUAUAAACUAUGACACAUGUAUAAACAUAA
This is a messenger RNA of Rhinolophus ferrumequinum (greater horseshoe bat), 4206 nucleotides long. It is a transcript of the gene NPHS1, whose product is annotated as NPHS1 adhesion molecule, nephrin. The transcript is spliced from 29 exons. The coding region runs from base 1 to 3729 and encodes 1242 amino acids. Gene Ontology annotation, biological process: cell-cell adhesion. Gene Ontology annotation, molecular function: cell adhesion molecule binding. NCBI's taxonomy places the organism in Eukaryota, Metazoa, Chordata, Mammalia, Chiroptera, Rhinolophidae. The record is from RefSeq and is a predicted model, not a curated record. Gene Ontology annotation, cellular component: cell-cell junction.